GAGUUGAGAGAACGGAGCGGACGCCAUGGCGACCAACAUCGAGCAGAUCUUUAGGUCUUUCGUGGUCAGUAAAUUCCGGGAAAUUCAACAAGAGCUCUCCAGUGGAAGGAGUGAAGGCCAACUCAAUGGUGAAACAAAUACACCUAUUGAAGGAAACCAGGCAGGUGAUGAAGCUGCCUCUGCCAGGAGCCUACGGAAUGAAGAAAUAGUUCAGAAGAUAGAGAAAGUACUUUCUGGGGUCUUAGAUACAGAACUCCGCUGUAAGCCAGACUUGAAGGAGGCCUCCAGAAAAAGUAGAUGUGUGUCUGUACAAACAGACCCUACUGAUGAAGUUCCCACCAAAAAGUCAAAGAAACAUAAAAAGCACAAAAAUAAAAAGAAGAAAAAGAAGAAAGAAAAGGAAAAAAAGUAUAAAAGGCAGCCAGAAGAGUCUGAAUCAAAGCCGAAAUCACAUCAUGAAGGGAACAUGGAUUUAGAAUCAGAUUCCUUUUUGAAGUUUGAUUCUGAGCCUUCAGCAAUGGCACUGGAGCACCCUGUAAGAGCUUUUGGGCUAUCUGAGGGCAGUGAAACUCCUGCAGUUGUGCUAGUACCUCCUGUAGUAUCAAUGGAGGUGUCACAGCCACACACCUUAGAAACUCUGAAGCCAGCUACAAAAACUGCAGAACUGUCCAUUGCAUCUACAUCAGUAAUCUCUGUGCAAUCGGAACAGACUGUGGCAGUAAUGCUGGAACCACCCAUGACAAAGAUUCUGGAUUCUUUUUCAACAGCACCGGUGUCUACUACAACAGUAGUGCUAAAGUCAUCUGAGCCAGUUGUAACAAUGUGGGAGUAUCAGAUGAAGUCUGUGCUGAAAUCUUUGGAGUGCACAUCUCCAGAGCCAUCAAAGACCAUAUUGGAGCUUCUAGUAGCAAAAGAGCUAGAGCCAUCAGAAACCCUUGUGGUAUCAUCACAGGCACCUAUUGAGGUACACCCUGAGCCAAGCACAUCAACAGCAAUGGAUAUUCCAGAGUCUUCUGAAACUGAAAACCUAAGAUUGCCAGAGCAGCCUGCAGAAAUACCAUCGGAGACUGCAGAUUCAUCCAUGACAAGAUCACAGGAGUUGCUGGAGCUACCCAGGCCCACAGCGUUGGAGCUGCCGGAGUCAUCGGUGGCCUCAGCGAUGCAGUUGCCGGGGCCACCUGCGACCUCCAUGCUGGAGUUGCAGGGGCCCCCUGUGACUCCUGGGCUGGAGUUACCUGGGCCCUCUGCUGCCCCGGUGCCAGAGUUGCCAGGGCCCCCUUCUACCCCAGUGCCUGAGUUGCUAGGGCCCCCUGCGACAGCAGUGUUUGAGUUGCCGGGGCCCUCGGUGAUAUCAGUGCCUCAGUUGUCACAGGAAUUGCCGGGGCUUCCAGCACCAUCCAUGGGGUUGGAGCCAACACAGGAGAUACCAGAGCCACCUGUGAUGGCACAGGAGUUGCCAGUGCAGCCUGCGGUAACAGUAGCAAUGAAGUUGACCGAGCAACCUGCGACGACGACAGAGUUGGAGCAGCCUGUGGGGAUGACAGCGAUGGAACAUUCUGGGCAGCCUGAGGUGACCACAGCAACGAAGUUGCUGGGGCAGCCUGAGGCAGCGAUGGUGCUGGAGUUGCCAGGGCAACCAGUGGAAACGACAGCACUGGAGUUGCCAGGGCUGCCUUCAGCAACUAGGGCACUGGAGUUGUCUGGGCAGCCUGUGGCAACUGGGGCACUGGAGUUGCCUGGGCAGCUCAUGGCAACUGGGGCACUGGAGUUCUCAGGGCAGUCUGGGGCAGCUGGAGCACUGGAGCUUUUGGGGCAGCCUCUGGCAACAGGGGUUCUGGAGUUGCCAGGGCAGCCUGGGGCGCCAGAGUUGCCUGGGCAGCCUGCAGCAACUGUGGCACUGGAGAUCUCUGUUCAGUCUGUGGUGACAAUGGAGCUGUCAACGAUGACCAUGUCGCAGUCCCUGGAGGUGCCCUCGACGACAGCGCUGGAAUCCUAUAAUACAGUAGCACAGGAGCUGCCUACUACAUUAGUGGGGGAGACUUCUAUAACAGUAGGAGUGGAUCCCUUGAUAGCCCAAGAAUCCCAUAUGUUAGCUUCUAACACCAUAGAGACCCAUAUGUUAGCGUCCAACACCAUGGACUCCCAGAUGCUAGCAUCCAACACCAUGGACUCUCAGAUGCUAGCGUCCAGCUCCAUGGACUCCCAGAUGUUAGCAACCAGCUCCAUGGACUCCCAGAUGCUAGCGUCCAGCUCCAUGGACUGCCAGAUGCUAGCGUCCAGUUCCAUGAACUCCCAGAUGUUAGCAACCAGCUCCAUGGACUCCCAGAUGUUAGCAACUAGCUCCAUGGACUCCCAGAUGUUAGCAACCAGCUCCAUGGACUCCCAGAUGUUGGCAACUAGCUCUAUGGAUUCUCAGAUGUUAGCAUCUGGCACUAUGGACUCUCAAAUGUUAGCUUCCAGCACCAUGGAUGCGCAGAUGUUAGCAUCUGGUACCAUGGAUGCCCAGAUGUUAGCAUCUAGUACCCAAGAUUCUUCUAUGUUGGUUUCAAAAUCUCCUGAUCCCUACAGGUUAGCUCAGGAUCCUUACAGGUUAGCUCAGGAUCCCUAUAGGUUAGGUCAUGACCCUUAUAGGCUAGGUCAUGAUGCUUAUAGAUUAGGGCAAGACCCUUAUAGAUUAGGCCAUGAUCCCUACAGACUAACUCCUGAUCCCUAUAGGAUGUCACCUAGACCUUAUAGGAUAUCACCCAGGUCUUAUAGGGCUGUUCCCAGACCUUAUAGGUUAGCACCUAGACCCCUGAUGUUAGCAUCUAGACGUUCUAUCAUGAUGUCCUAUGCUGCAGAACGUUCUAUGAUGUCAUCUUAUGAACGCUCUAUGAUGUCUUAUGAGCGGUCUAUGAUGUCCCCUAUGGCUGAGUGCUCCAUGAUGUCGGCCUAUGAGCGCUCUAUGAUGUCAGCCUAUGAGCAUUCUAUGAUGUCCCCUAUGGCCGAGCGCUCCAUGAUGUCAGCUUACAAGCGUUCUAUGAUGUCAGCUUACGAGCGCUCCAUGAUGGCUAACCGAUCAAUGAUGGCUGACCGGCCUAUGAUGUCAUCUUACUCUGCUGCCGACCGGUCUAUGAUGUCAUCGUAUUCUGCAGCUGACCGAACUAUGAUGUCAUCUUAUACUGCUGACCGUUCAAUGAUGUCUAUGGCAGCUGAUUCUUACACCGAUUCUUACACUGAUACAUAUACAGAGGCAUAUAUGGUGCCACCCUUGCUUCCUGAAGAGCCUCCAACAAUACCAUUGUUGCCACCUGAAGAGCCACCAAUGACUCCCCCAUUGCCUCCCGAGGAACCACCGGAGGGCACAGCAUUACCCACUGAGCAGUCCGCAUUAACAGCUGAAAACACUUGGCCUACUGAGGUGCCAACAUUACCUCCUGAAGAGUCUGUAUCCUUGCCUGAACCGCCUGUGAGUCAAAGUGAGAUUUCAGAGCCUUCGGUAGUGCCUGCUAGUUAUUCAGUGUCAGCAACAGAGCCUGCCAUGUUAGUAUCAGAGGCUGCCGUGACUGUUCCAGCACCACUGGAGCCAGAGUCUGCGGUUGCAUCAACACCUAUGGAGACUGCUGCAAUAACAGAAGAGCAUGAAGUUCCAGAGAGACCAGGGACUUACAUGGUACCUGAAACUACCAUGAUGUCAGCUGAACCAACUGUGUUAACAUCAGAGCCUUCUAUUAUGUCGGAGACAGCAGAAACCUUUGAUUCCAUGAGAGCUGCAGGACAUGUUGCCUCCGAGGUAUCUGUGUCUGUCCUGGAGCCUGCAGUAACUAUUCCAGAGCUGUCACAGAGUGCUCCAGAGCGCUCAGCCAUGGCCAUCUCCGCGGCUGCCCCAGAGCCCCCAGCUGUGGCUGUCCCUGAGCCCCCAACCGAGGCUGUCCCAGAGCCCUCAGCUGUGGCUGUCAGAGAUCUUUCAGCUGAGGUCCCGGAGCCCUUGGCUGUGAUGGUCCCUGGGCCACUGGCCAUGGCUGUACUAGAGCCAUCACCUGAGGCUAUCCCAGAGCCUGUGGCCUUGGUUGAGCCAGAGCAUGUUACCAUUCCUGUGCCAAUUGUUUCUGCCCUGGAGCCUGCUGUACCUGUCCUGGAACCAGCAGUAUCAGUUCAACCUAACAUUAAUUCAGAACCACCUGUUGCUGUCCAAGAACCUACAGUGACAGUUGCAGAGCCUGCUGUCACUGUCUCAGAGCAGACUCAAAUAAUACCAACGGAGAUGGUUUUAGAGUCUCCAUCUGUGCUGCUGAAGUCUGGUGUUAUAACAGGAAUUAAUUUAAUAUCUACUUCAAGAUCUUAUCAUACUCCAGAGAUUGGUAUGCAGGAGGUUUCCAUGCAAUCAGAUGAAAAGCCACAUGCUGAAGAGCACCUGAAGAAUGACUCUUAUGAAAGUGAACAUGGUAUAAAUAGAGACCUUGAUAUAAACAAUCAUUUCAUUGCUAAAGAGAUGGAACAUAGCACAGUGUCCACUGCCAGCACUGGUGCUGUUGGUGAAACUGGUGAAGAGAACAUUUUGGCCGUCAGUGAGACUGAACAAUGCACAGUAUUGGCUACCUGCCCUAGUGUUAGUGAAGCUGAUGUAGGAGGAACUCUAUCUUCUGCUAGUCCUCUUGCUGUUGAACCUGAUACAUUGGGAACUAGUAAGGGUAUUGAAUUUGCCACAGUAUCUGCUCUCAUUUCAGUUAGUAAAUAUGAUGUUGAAACUACUCAAGAUACUGAACAUGACAUGGUGAUUUCCACUAGCCCCAGUGGUGGUAGUGAGGCUGACAUAGAGGUACCUUUGCCUGCUAAAGACAUUCAUCUUGACUUGCCAUCUAAUAACUUUAUUAGCAAUGAUACAGAAGGACCGUUACCUAUAAAAGAGAGUGACCAGACAUUAGCAGUUGCUCUCAGCCCUAAAGAAAGUAGUGAAGAUAAAGAGGUACCACUCCCUACUAAAGAGACAGUGUCUGAAUCUGGAUUUCCUGUCAAUACUGAAGAUAUUAACGAAGCAGAUUUAGUGAGACUAUUACUUCCUAAGGACAUGGAACGUCUGACAAGCCUCGGAGCUGGUAUUGAAGGACCUUUACUUGCAUGUGAAGCGGAACGUGACAAAGCUGCUGCCAGUCCAGUUGUAAUGAGUAUGCCAGAAAGAGCUUCAGAGUCAUCUUCAGAGGAAAAAGAUGAUUAUGAAAUUUUUGUGAAAGUUAAGGACACACAUGAAAAAAGCAAGAAAAAUAAGAAUCAUGAUAAAGGUGAGAAAGAAGAGAAAAGAGACUCUUCACUAAGAUCUCGAAGUAAGCGGUCCAAGUCUUCAGAACACAAAUCACGCAAGCGUACCAGUGAAUCUCGUUCUAGGGCAAGGAAGAGAUCAUCUAAGUCCAAGUCUCCUCGCUCUCAAACACGUUCAAGGUCACGUUCAAGACACAGAAGGAGGAGCAGCAGGUCAAGAUCAAAGUCUAGAGGAAGGCGAUCUGUAUCAAAAGAGAAGCGCAAAAGGUCUCCAAAGCACAGAUCCAAGUCCAGGGAAAGAAAAAGAAAAAGAUCAAGCUCCAGGGAUAAUCGGAAAACUGUGAGAGCUCGGAGUCGAACCCCAAGUUGGCGGAGUCGGAGUCACACUCCAAGUCGUCGAAGAAGAUCUAGAUCUGUGGGGAGAAGGAGCUUUAGCAUUUCCCCAAGCCGGAGGAGCCGCACUCCAAGCCGGAGGAGCCGCACCCCAAGCCGACGGAGCCGAACUCCUAGCAGACGGAGAAGAUCCAGGUCUGUGGUGAGAAGACGAAGCUUCAGUAUAUCACCAGUCAGGUUAAGGCGAUCACGAACACCCUUGAGAAGAAGGUUUAGCAGAUCUCCCCUCCAACGUAAACGAUCCCAAUCUUCGGAAAGAGGCAGAUCACCUAAACGUCUGACAGAUUUGAAUAAGGCUCAAUUACUUGAAAUAGCCAAAGCUAAUGCAGCUGCCAUGUGUGCUAAGGCUGGUGUUCCUUUACCGCCAAACCUAAAGCCUGCACCGCCACCUACCAUAGAAGAGAAAGUUGCUAAAAAGUCAGGAGGAGCUACUAUUGAAGAACUAACGGAGAAAUGCAAACAGAUUGCACAGAGUAAAGAAGGUGAUGAUGUAAUAGUGAAUAAGCCUCAUGUUUCGGAUGAAGAGGAAGAAGAACCUCCUUUUUACCAUCAUCCCUUUAAACUCAGUGAACCCAAACCCAUUUUUUUCAACCUGAAUAUUGCUGCAGCAAAGCCCACUCCUCCAAAAAGCCAGGUCACAUUAACAAAAGAGUUUCCUGUGUUGUCUGGAUCUCAGCACCGAAAAAAAGAAGCAGACAGCGUUUACGGAGAGCGGGUUCCUGUGGAUAAAAAUGGUGAAGAAAACAAAGAUGAUGAUAAUGUUUUCAGCAGCAAUCUGCCCUCUGAGCCUGUGGACAUCUCUACAGCAAUGAGUGAGCGGGCACUUGCUCAGAAAAGACUAAGUGAGAAUGCAUUUGACCUUGAAGCCAUGAGCAUGUUAAAUCGAGCUCAGGAACGGAUCGAUGCCUGGGCUCUGCUGAACUCUAUUCCUGGCCAGUUCACUGGAAGUAGGGGAGUACAGGUCUUGACACAAGAACAGUUGGCCAAUAUUGGUGCCCAAGCCUGGAUUAAAAAGGAUCAAUUCUUAGGACCAGCCCCAGUAACUGGAGGAAUGGGAGCCAUUUUGAUGAGAAAAAUGGGCUGGAGAGAAGGAGAAGGAUUAGGAAAAAACAAAGAAGGACAUAAGGAACCUAUCCUAGUUGAUUUCAAGACUGACCAAAACGGUCUUGUGGCUGUAGGAGAAAGAGCACAGAAGAGGUCUGGGAACUUCUCUGCUGCAAUGAAAGAUCUGUCAGGCAAACAUCCUGUGUCUGCCUUGAUGGAAAUCUGUAAUAAGAGAAGGUGGCAACCACCUGAAUUUCUCUUGAUCCAUGAUACUGGCCCUGAUCAUCGCAAGCAUUUUCUCUUUAGGGUAUUGAUAAAUGGAAGCGCUUACCAGCCCAGCUUUGCCAGCCCUAAUAAGAAGCAUGCUAAAGCCACAGCAGCUACUGUGGUUCUUCAAGCAAUGGGCCUUUUACCAAAGGACCUCAUGGCUAAUGCCACUUGCUUCAGGAGUGCCUUACGUAGAUAGGUUCAAGUUUUAUAUUAAUCAUUUCAGAUAAUUCUACUCCGCAUCAAAAUGUAUUUCCUUUUUAAUGUUGUAAAUAUUUGGCAAUUUAAAACAUUGUGUAAAAACCAAUCUGUACAAACAUCUCCCGGCUUUGAUUUUUGUACCAUGGAAAUUGUAUUUAACCAUACAGGGUUUUGGUAUGUUUAUAUUGUUUACCUUAGUGAUGUAUUUGUUUAAGUGGCUAACAUCCAAACGAUUGUUUGAAGGCAUCCAUAAUCUUCAGUGUGGAAUGUUAAAUUACGCUUUUAUACUGUAUUUUGUACUAUGAUGUAACUCCCCUUCCUUAUGGCUAGACUGCUGUAACACUUGCCUGUAAUCAGUGAAGGGCUGUGCACCUUGUACUAGUUCACAAUGGGUUCAGCUGGACAGAUACUGGGGCCAGUGUUAUUGAUGUAAUCAAGCAAGAUCUGUUCCACAGGGCUGAAGCCACCAUCUCCCCUUAAAAUUUUGUAGAAGUUAUAAAAAGAAAGUGGUAUGUUGUGUGAUGAUCAGCACUAAGUCCUGCAUUCCCGUCAAAGCCACUUGGGCCAUGAGAAGGGAGUCAAAAUGAAGUCUGACUAGAAUUCUACUGCAGAGGCCAAGUCCAUUUAAUAUGGCAUUGAGUUGUGAUAUAGUUUUACUUUGAUGUGCAUUUUGAAUUUCAGCUACACCUAGAUAGACGUAAAAUGAUAAUUAAAAUGCUGUAACCAACUUAUCUAAUAAAAUUGGCACCCAGCCACUAUUU
Messenger RNA from Eptesicus fuscus (big brown bat), 7901 nucleotides. RefSeq names its product protein SON-like. Gene Ontology annotation, molecular function: protein binding; RNA binding. Lineage: Eukaryota; Metazoa; Chordata; Mammalia; Chiroptera; Vespertilionidae. The record is from RefSeq and is a predicted model, not a curated record. Gene Ontology annotation, biological process: regulation of mRNA splicing, via spliceosome; regulation of cell cycle.